CAGAUUCCCUCACUUUCACUUUUAUUGCAAUGUCGACGCUGGAAAGAGACUGUUAUCUCUAAAGGAAAAUGCACCUCUUUGAAAAGCGAUAAAGCGGCGCCAGUGUAGAUAUCGAGACCAAAAGGUGAAGAGUUGCAUUAUAAUCACUGUUCUUCUUGAAACGACAAGUGUAAUCGCGUCGCUGCUCACGAGCUCCGUUGUUAGUUACACUUCCUGUAUGCUUGUGCUGCGACAUGCACAAACGCUGGACAGGACAGCGAUUUUUAUGCAUUUUUCUUGAUUAUUAUGAGAAGGUUUUGGCUCACAGUGCUGGAAAAGAUAACUGGGUACAUGUCUUCUCAAAUAGGUUGCGCGAUUGCGCAUUAUUAACAUACUUAAACCACCCUUAACCACUCGUGUUGACAUCAGUGUCUAUAGGUGCCAGUCCUGAAAGAUGGCAGAGGAAGGCCGUGCGGUGUACGUUCACGGUUUGCCAACAGACGUGGAUCGUGAAAGGCUCCGGGACAAACUACUGAUAUACUUCCUACGCGCGAGAAACGGAGGAGGAGAGGUCACGUCAGUCAGUGUCACCAAUGCCACACCUGUGUGUGCCCUCAUCACAUUUGAGGAGAGCAGAGUGGUCCAAAGUGUACUUCGUCAUCAUCCUCACAUUUUACAGCUGGAUGGCAGAGAGUAUGAACUGUCGUUGAGUCUCCCAAGCCAAGAGCUCUUGAGCUUGAAUAAGGUGAUCCUUGAUAUGACUGUGACCAUUGAUUGCAGUCAGCUUCCUCAGGGUACAGAGACUCUAAAUGUACUACAAUGUAAAUUUCCAGGCCUACAUAUGCAACCUGGCCUAUUACAGCAAACCUGCACCUUUCAAGGCAUCUACUCUGAGGUUCAGGGUGCCUUGUCUUAUAUGAAAAAGUUCUUAACUCCCAAUUAUCACCUCUUAAGGGCAGAAAAUCCUGAUUUUAGUGGAAACAGCAGGCAAGCUCCAGAGAAGAGGGAAGACCACGGGAGUCAAAAGCAUCAAAUUCGGACCAGCUUUGCACACCAGUCACCAGGCCUUCAUACGGGAGACCUCAGCUCUGUGCCCAUGGUGGGAUUAGGACAAGAGCAUUAUGAACCUCAAGAUAGCACAGAGGCUCUCACCCAACUUGAGAGACACACUGUUUGGACAGAGAAAAGCAAAAUGGAGCAGGGGGCAUUUGCAACUGAUUUGGAAGAUAUUUCGCUUAUCAUGGAAGCUGAUGUGUUUGCGUACCUGCAGAACAACAAAGAAUACAGGCGAAUACUGCAUAAUCAUGGAGUACAAGUGGUCCAUGUUACAUCUGAGGGGGUCACCACCCUGUACCUGCAAUCAGAGGUCCCAACAGGUUUAGGGGAUAAACAGAACAUGCGACAAGCCCAUAAGGAGCUGAGGCAGCUUUAUCAGCAGCAAGAGAGUUGCCUGAGGAAAGACAAGCUACAAAGGAGUGCCAUAUACCUGCCAGGGGGACUGACUGCAGCAUUAAAAAAUGUGCAGUCAGUGCUGCCUAAUGUUCUACUUAGUUAUGACCAGGACAACAUUUAUAUAGUGGGAGAGAGAAGUGAGGUAUCUCAGGCCAAACAAAUGCUAAUGCUUAGGGUGGAGGAGGGUGUUGUGGGGAGCUCGACAGCAAUGCCACCAUCCUCUUCCAGUUCUUCAUCCCCUGAAUACUUAGAGAGAGGACAACAGGCUAAGAGGAUAAGUGAAGUGAAUUCUUCAAUGAUCCCUAAAUUGAUUGGCACUAGUAGUGAAGGAAAAAGGGAAGGUGGAAAAGAAUACAAACUAGCAGCACGGUUUAAGAGCUCAGGGUUGGGUGGAGACCCAGUGGGCAUUGCUGCUAAAAUGGACAUGCUAACUUUAGCCACAAACUCUCAGUCAACACCACCUUCAAAGUCUAUACUUGGCACUGUAGGCACUCUAAGUAAUGAAAUGACUGGGGAAGGAACUGAAGCAUUCAAGAUGACAGGACCAAGCUGUACAGGGGAAGAUGUCUUGUUUAGAAAUCUAGACCCGCUAUCCUUUGUGAAUGCAUAUGGUACCACCUCCAACACAUCUAAGGCCAAACCAAAUACUUCCACUGGAUUCACUUCAACCUUGAAAACAGGAGUCAAAACCGCAUCAAACACAAUUGUGAACGCUGCCCCCUCUGCAACAAUAUCAGUGCCCACUUCCAUAUCCUCUUUAAGGAGGUCCAAUAGUUUCUCUGGUCAGCCCUACCUAAAAGAACAGAUGCAGGAGAACCAGAUAACUGCUGGGUCAAUGAUUAAUGCCCAUGUUCAUCAAAGAAUAAGAUCCAAUAGCCUGAGUGAAGAUUCUCUUAUUUCUACAGUAGAAGCAGAACUUUCUGUGUCUUCAGUAAUGUGGAGCUACAUGAAGGAGGCCUACUGCAACCAGCUGGACAGCAUGAAAUCUGAUUUGGAAAUAUCUGAGAAACAAGCUGGCAGAAGUAACGUGAGUGUGAUACUGAAGGGCUCAGAGUCCUCUGAGGUUGAGGAAUGUCAUAGGCAGCUGCUGAAUCUUGUGGCUAUGGUAGCCACUGACUUUUGUGUUCAGGAGUUGUGUUUGACAGAGCUUGGUGUGGUUGAAAAAGAUAAAUUGUUUGAGGCCUGCUGUUCGAAUGUGCGCUCAUGCUUUCGUAAAGUUGUCUUGCACCCCUUGAAGGACAGGGUUCUCCUGCUUGGUCCAAAAUUGCUCUGCUCCCAAGUCAGUGGAAUAUUUAAAGAUAUAUUCCCUGGCAAUGAGUCAAAUUUAAUACCACAGAUGAAGACCUUCCAUCCACAGCAGGGUGUAGAUCUAGGAGCAACCAAUGCAUCUUCGAAUACAACUGAAGUCCAAAUGAGCAAGUCAACCAAAAUCAAUCAGUCUAAGUCUGCUCAAAGUGAAAAGGAGCUUUCUUUUCAGGAAACAAAUCAAAUGGCUCUUUCUAACGGCAAUCAGACCAAAUGCAAAAGUGGGGGGCAAUUGAUAAAACAAAAAUCAACAGCAUUGGAAAAGUUGGAGAAACCUAGAUCUAUGAUGGAUGAAUUUAGCAACACAAACUCAUUUAGCCAAUCAACAGAUGCCAGCGAAGAACAAACAGGGCUAAAAAAUGAUGGGCAAACUUCUUUAACACUCAAGGCACAUGAGAAAAAAGAUACCUCCAUGACUUUGAAACAGGCCAACCUGCUGUCCAAAUACCCUUCAGAGCAUUGCGUUUGUGGAGCGAGUGGAACAGAUGUUAAACGGACCAAUUGUGGUGUCAUCCUGUGCCCUAUCUGCCUUCCACUGCAUUCACACUGCAGAGUGUGUGGAAAAGAAGAGAUUUACUCUCAGAAGAAGGUGUUGGAGGAUCCAGUGCUCAGUUAUGGCUCAAAGGAUGUACUACAAAAUCAGAUGCAUGGAUAUCAGGCUCAAGAGAAGCAUUUAGGAAAAGAAGACGGCAAAGAACAAAAGGGUAUCCAAGGCACUAUGACAUGUUCUGAGAUGCCUUCGAGCCUUACAGGGUAUUCCCGACACACAACAGCCAAGAUCACAUACUGCAUACCUGAUGGCAUACAGGGGGAUAAGGAUCCAUGUCCAGGGUCACCAUUCCAGGGUGGUCUGUUUGAGGCUUACCUGCCACUCAACCCAAAGGGGCGGAGUUUAUUGCUUUGUUUGGAAAAGGCAUUUCAUCAAGGGCUAACCUUUAUUGUCAGUCCAAGCAACAAGGACAAUGGUGGAGGUGCAAAAGUGACCUGGGGCAAGAUCCCUCACAAGACCAGGAUGGAGGGAGGGAAGAGCAGGAAUGGGUAUCCAGACUCUGCAUUCCUUAGUCACUUGUCUGAGGCACUAGUGGCUCAUGGAAUUGAAGUGAUUAGUCAAGAUCAAGCUAAAUUUUGAUACUGAACUUGAGACAUACAACAACAUGUCUUAAUCUUGUCAUCCUGUCAGGACAAGUCUUAAUAUUGACCACAAAUAAUUAUUAAAUAAUGUUUUAUUUCUUUUUAUACUUUUCUUGCAUGGAAUCAGCUAAGCAUUAGUACAGUAUUUCUACUAACAGUUAUCAGUGAUUUAUACGAUACUUUUAUAAGCUGUAAUGAUAAUAGGAUGCCAAUGAUGCUCUAAAAUAUAUUUGUAUUGAUGUACAUUAUUAAUAAUUCUCAACAUGUAUACUAUGUCUUUAAAUUCUGAAUCAUUUCCACAUCAUCUUUUAAUUAAAUAAUUAUCUUUAGUCCCUUGAGCUAUAGAUUAUUUGCUGCAUCAUUUCUACUCAGCCGAAGUCCAGUAAGAUUUAGAGUAAAAGCAAAAGAUGUUACUGGAAAGAAAUUUACAUGACUGAAUUCUUAUUAUUUUCCUUGUUCCUUCUUUCCACUGCACAAAAACAAGUAUAGCAACAUUCCUACUUUUUUUUUUCUCUCCCUCUCACUUAAACAUCAAAGAAAUCUAAGAGUGUGACAGGGUCAUAUUCUAUGGGGUCAUAUCUUUUUCUUUUUUAUCUGUAUUUUGAAAAUGUCAGAAGCUAAAGAUGUAAUCUUUCAGGAACAACUGUGCAUUUGAAGAUUGAAGUGCACCACCCUCACCUGUCCAUGAACCACUGCGCUAAUACAAGAGUUUUAACUUUGCUGGUUACUUGUGGCUUUAAAAGGAAAUAACCAUCUGAUUGAAAAAUUUGAAAAAACGUGUGUGUAUAUAUAUAUAUAUAUAUAUACACGCGCAGGAGAACUUCAUGGAUGUUCUUCAGUGUGCCUGAUAUCAACAUGCAACGACACAGAUGAGAAGCACACACAUUUGAAGCUCAGAUUAAUUCAGGAAAUCCACUAAAAUAACAGAUAAUUCUGCUCGAAAUGUUGCGUUUGUGGUUAAAUUAAAUUU
Myxocyprinus asiaticus (Chinese sucker) is the source of this 4837-nucleotide messenger RNA. RefSeq lists its product as uncharacterized. Gene Ontology annotation, molecular function: RNA binding. Gene Ontology annotation, biological process: protein ubiquitination; Notch signaling pathway. The transcript has 5 exons. The record is from RefSeq and is a predicted model, not a curated record. The coding region runs from base 434 to 3865 and encodes 1143 amino acids. Lineage: Eukaryota; Metazoa; Chordata; Actinopteri; Cypriniformes; Catostomidae.